UAAUUUAUCCAUCAUCUUUGGUACUAGUUUGCGCAAACCUUUGGCACACUCUACCGGUUUACAUCUAUUUAUUUUAAAUUAAACGAAUGUCAGUAGUUGACUAGUCGUUUAACAUUGGGCGACUGCCGAUUGAUCACAAUCUACAAAGUAUGUUUUAUGUAGUGUUACUGCUGUCCACGGAUAAUUCGUAACCACUCGGCUACAUAGUUUUAACUAGUUACCACAGCCAACAAAAUUGGCUAUAUCGUAAAAAUUCAUGAAAACAACAUUUGCAUUUUGGGUCUUCAAUCGAGGUUAGGGUUGGGUAUAAGGUUAGCAGUGUGUGUGUGUAUAUAUAAUAAAACAAGACGUGUUUUUUUCAGAUUUUUAGAGGAUAUAGUUGAGAAAUAGACGAGGUUUGACUGUGGCUGGAGUAACUAGUGAAAAUCCGGCUACAGACCACUUGCGGCAAGAGUUUCCUUCCUGACAAUCGCAGCUGUUUGUUGUGCGCAAGCUAGCUAGCGGUAGCUUGGUUGGGGCAAGAAACUAAGAUUGAAGAGGAAGCUAUUUUGCUCCUCGCCAAUCAACUGUUUUUUUUAAAACAACUGGUCAUAUGUAAUUCGUUUAGAUAAAUUCUUCCCGGUUAUCAAAUGAGAAAAGAAGCACAUCAAUUCCCUUGACUUUUUUUUGGAAGGCCUUUUUUUCCCUCUGCAAAGGAUGUCUAAACGAUUAAGGAAUAGUGAGGUUUGUGCGGAUUGCAGUGUCCCAGAGCCUCGCUGGGCCUCUGUGAACAGGGGCGUGCUGAUCUGCGACGAGUGCUGUGGUGUUCAUCGGAGUCUGGGCAGACACAGCUCCCAAGUCCGUCACCUGACUCACACACCAUGGGCUCCUACACAGCUACAAAUGGUUCAGACUUUAUACAACAAUGGUGCAAAUUCGAUAUGGGAGCACUGUCUACUGGACCCGAUGAUGAGUGGUAAACGCAAGGCCAACCCUCAGGACAAAGUGCACCCAAAUAAGACAGAGUUCAUAAAGGCCAAAUACCAAAUGCUGGCUUUUGUCCACCGGAUGCCUUGUCGAGAUGAUGACAGCUUCACAGCCAAGGACUUAAGCAAGCAACUUCACUCCAGCGUCCGCACUGGUAACUUGGAGACGUGUCUGAGGUUACUCUCUCUUGGAGCCCAGGCCAAUUUCUUUGACCCAGAAAAAGGGAAUACGCCGCUGCAUGUGGCUGCCAAGGCGGGGCAGGUGUCUCAAGCAGAGCUGCUGACCGUCUACGGGGCUGACCCCGGCGCCCCCGACUCCAACGCCAAGACCCCCAUCAACUAUGCAAGGCAAGCUGGCUACCAUGACCUGGCUGAUAGGCUGGUAGAGAUCCAGUAUGAACUUACUGACAGACUGGCUUUCUAUCUCUGUGGGAGAAAGCCUAAUCAUAAAAAUGGCCAACACUUCAUCGUCCCACAGAUGGCUGACAGGAACAUCAGUUUAGAUUUAUCAGAACUGGCAAAGGCGGCAAAGAAGAAACUCCAGUCUCUCAGUAAUCAUUUAUUUGAGGAGCUGGCGAUGGACGUGUUUGACGAAGUGGACCGGAGGGAGACCGAUGCUGUAUGGCUGGCGACACAGAACCACAGCACCCUGGUGACAGAGACCACAGUGGUGCCUUUCCUUCCUGUGAACCCAGAGUACUCAUCAACACGAAACCAGGGACGGCAAAAGCUUGCGAGAUUUAACGCACAUGAAUUUGCAACUCUUGUCAUCGACAUAUUAAGUGACUCGAAACGUCGACAGCUGGGGAACUCUAUGAUAAGUCCCAAAGAAAAAGUUGAACUUAUCCUAAAAAGCCGGAGUGGUGGCGAGGGUCUGGACAACGACCAACCGGACUACGACAGCGUGGCCUCUGACGAGGACACGGAUAAGGAGCCACCCUCGGGCAAGGACCGGACCAAGAGUCUGGACUCAGACCUGUCAGACGGGCCUGUCACGGUGCAGGAGUUCCUGGAGGUGAAGAACGCCCUGUCGGCCUCGGAGGCCAAGAUCCAGCAGCUGAUGAAGGUCAACAGCAACCUGAGCGACGAGCUGCGGCUGAUGCAGAAAAAGCUGCAUUCUCUGCAAAGCGAGAACACGUCUCUCAGGCGGCAGGGCCCAACCACCCAUAUCUAUCAGGUCCCCAUCAGCAGCGGGUCAGAGUACACUGACCCUUCUUCCUCCAGUCCCUCGGCCAUGAAGCGCCGGCAGUCGGCGCGGGCCAGCCGGCCCAUGUCCAUGUCUAUUUAUGAGACUGGCUCAGGUCUGAAGCCCUACCUCCCUAAGGGGGACACCCCCUACCUAGAGGAGGGUGCCCCCACCCUGCAACCCUUCUUCCCACCUCAUGCCUCCAAGCUGGACAAGCAGAGCAGCAUGCCAGACAGUGACUAUGACAACACAACCAAUGACUAUGAGAUGAAGGACUCUGGUAGACGUGGGAGGCUGAGGAGCAGUGGCUGGCUGGGGGAGAGCAGCUCCAUCCCUGAGCUGGAUGACCUGGGGGCAGAACCGGACCCAGCGCUCCCCAGCACUGAGGAUGUCAUCCGUAAGACGGAGCAGAUCACCAAGAACAUCCAGGAGCUGCUCCGUGCCGCGCAGGAGAAUAAGCACGACAGCUUUAUACCCUGCUCCGAAAGAAUAUAUGUGGCCGUAACCGAGAUGGCUGCUCUCUUUCCCAAGAGACCCCAUUCGGAGAUGGUGAGAGGCCCCCUGCGCCUAUUGACGUCUAGCUCCUUCCGGCUCCAGGGUGAGUGUCGGAAGGCAGCACCCCCCGAGGAAGGCCCAGGGCCUGACAUGCAGCUGGUCACCCAGCAGGUUAUCCAGUGUGCCUAUGACAUUGCCAAAGCUGCCAAGCAGCUUGUCACCAUCACCACCAAGGAGAACAGCAACUGACCAUCAUGACCACCGUCGCAGGGCUUUUAGAUCCCCUGUAACAUCUCUGUUUUGUUAAUGUAUUGUUCAUCCUUUAACUUCUGGUUAGAAAAAAAAACAUUGUGGUCGUUUUUUAAAUCAGUGUUGAUAUUUGCAUGUCAUUUAUUUAUUUACAAAAUGUACAAAAUGAGAGUAUAAAUAUUGGGACAAAAAGACUGAACAGCUAUGGGAAAUCAUCCGUAGCUCUACUAACUGGAAGGGAGAAGCUGUUUUUGUCGUGAGCUACAACAGGAAUCUACAGUACAGCCAAAUACUGACAAGAUGAUUGGGCGUUCCCAGGAGAUCCUUUGUCGCUAAUAUGCAGUUUCCUAACCGCACUUCUUAGUUUUGUGGUUCUACAUACUUCCAGACACAGUAUUUCUCACACCAAUGAAGCCAUAUUUUUGGUAUUUUUUUUAGCUCCCCAACACCUAUACCCCUCCUUAGAAUGGCCUUUCAUCCACUUUAAUGCUCCUUGUCGGAACCAGGGGUCUCAAACUGGCAGCCCCCAGGCCAAAUGCGUCCUGUAAGCAGAUUUAAUGCGAUCCAGCAUAGUAUUCCACAUGGUUAAGGAUGUUGUGAAAGCUAUGAAUAAGCCAUAAGUGUAUAAACUUUACACACCUUGGAGCUACAUAAAUAACUAUGGAAUUCUAAUGUACCAUUUAAUACAAUUCCAGCAAGCGUAGGGAGGAAUGUUGGGAGAUUUGGAUUUGAUGAACCAUCACUCAUCUGUGCACAUUUUUGUAUCCCUGCAAUGUCCAUGUCUCCCCCAUCCAAGUGUAAUUGCUUUCAUUUCAAAAUGCAUCUACUAGAACCAUCUAUGCCUAUUAUUGCAUUUCAACGCUUGUUCAGGGGGGCAAAUUAUGCUCUUCACCAGCAAUAUGUUGUACUUGUAUUGAGUUCUAGUGAAUGUUUUAUUUAUAAGCUAAGAUGCUAGACACAGUCUUGUGCUAGAACAGUGUUAGUGCUGUGACAGUGGAUAGAUUUGCAGCGCAAAUAAUCAUUUGCCCUCUUCCAUGUGUUUUUGUGCUCCGUUCUGUAAUGCUGCUAGCUUUGACACGUGCAACUAAUUGGAUAGGAUUGUAGAUAUCUCCACUACAAUUCUGCAAGUGCAUGGUUGCCGUCAGCAGAUGGUUCAGAGCUGUGUUGUACUUGAAAUGUAAUCAAGGAAAUGUCCCUCUGUGCUUGACUCUUGUUCUGAAUGGACUUCAAACAGGUGUCAGUUGUGCGGUAAUCAUAGCUACAGUGGGAGGGGAAGCCUUAUUUUUUUAAAUAAACUUAAUUUAUAAUUGUAA
Molecule: messenger RNA, 4208 nt
Organism: Oncorhynchus tshawytscha (Chinook salmon)
Lineage: Eukaryota; Metazoa; Chordata; Actinopteri; Salmoniformes; Salmonidae
Product: ARF GTPase-activating protein GIT2
Exons: 20
Coding region: 697-2895 (732 amino acids)
Biological process (GO): regulation of ARF protein signal transduction; brain development
Molecular function (GO): GTPase activator activity; protein binding
Source: RefSeq, a predicted model, not a curated record